Mercenaria mercenaria is the source of this 974-nucleotide messenger RNA. Its product is annotated as perlucin-like protein. The record is from RefSeq and is a predicted model, not a curated record. Lineage: Eukaryota; Metazoa; Mollusca; Bivalvia; Venerida; Veneridae. The transcript is spliced from 5 exons. The coding region runs from base 178 to 639 and encodes 153 amino acids.
UGAUAAACAAAAAUAUCAUCCGGUUACACUAUUUAAAAGACCUUCGUCUGCGUCGAAAAUAUCAUUGUUUGUAUUAGGAUACAUUUGAUGAAACAGGAAUAAAGAGUAGAGGAUAUAAUAUAAACAUAACUACAGUUCAAGCCUUAUACGACAUAUACUUUGCAUUCGCCGGGCAGAAUGAGGACUUUCAUUUUGUUGUUGUUUGUCGUAACAAACCUGUUGCCGAGUAUCAGUGCAGGUUGCCCUGAUGGAUGGAUAUCAUAUGGCGGCCAUUGCUACUAUAUUGGAUAUGAGGCACUGCUGACGUUUCCAGAGGCAUGGCUUUACUGUGACAUACGUGGUGCUUAUCUCACACGACUAGACACUUACUCCGAGUACUCCUUCUUGAGAAACUUUCUGAAGAUAACAAAAGUAUCAGCUGGCGCAUGGAUUGGUUUGACUGACCAGACACAUGAAGGGAUUUAUCAAUGGUAUGGCACAAACACAAGCCCGACUUUCUCGGACUGGGGACCUGGUCAGCCAGACAAUCUUGGCAAUGAAGACUGUGUAGGAAUAUGGGCGGCCAUUGACUACAAAUGGAACGAUUUUCAAUGCGUUGGUUAUAAAUUGAGACCACUGUGCGAAAAGAUUUCGACUUAACGCCCUCACACAUUUGUAUACUUUAAUGGUUUGACUUGAAAUAUUUCGUUGCUGUUGAUCCCAUGUGCAUAAAACUUCAUAUUUUUCCUCUCUGCCAACGGACCAACAUUGCAUUAACAUUUGUCUAAAACAUCCAACAUAUGUUUAAAUUUAAAACAUUUUCAGUUCAUAAAAAGUCCUCUGGAGAAAAAGGAAUGUUUCUUGCUAUUUAUAUAAAAAUGUAUAUUAUUCUUUUCAUUCUAUGACAAUUUUAUUGUCCUAGAAUUUUCUGUUAUUAUUUUGUAAAGUACUUGUUCGAUACAUAUUUUAGAACUCAUUAAAGUACAUUCACUGUA